Molecule: messenger RNA, 2084 nt
Organism: Cuscuta campestris
Lineage: Eukaryota; Viridiplantae; Streptophyta; Magnoliopsida; Solanales; Convolvulaceae
Source: the annotation of a GenBank genome assembly
GUUUGAGAGUAAAAGCGAUCAUGGGUUUUUCUUCUAGAAAUUUGUAUGCAGGAAUAGGUUUAGGACAAUCAACCACACGGCCACCUCUUUUUGAUGGAACCAAUUAUACAUAUUGGAAAGAACGAAUGAGAAUCUAUAUUCGUUCCACGAACUUCCAAUUAUGGUUGGUUAUUAAAAACGGGGAAGAGGUGCCGAUGAAGAAAGUCGAGGACAAAUUGAUCCCCAAAAGCGAAGACGAAUUUGAUGCGGAGGACAUCAAAAAGGUCGAGAAUUAUGCAAAGGCAGUAAACAUGCUUUAUUGUGUCGUAAAUCCUGAUGACUACCGCAAAAUCUCUUGCUACUCAACCGCCAAGGAGAUGUGGGAUAAACUUGAGGUGACGUACGAAGGAACGGACCAAGUACGUGAAGCCAAGAUCGACUUCCUCACCCAAGAGGAUCUUGUGCGAAAGAUCCUACGGAGCUUGACAUCCGAAUGGCGAUCUAAGGUUGAUGCCAUCUAUGAGUCAAUCGGCACAUCAAAUGUCACCAUCGAGGGUUUAAGAGGUAACUUAAAAACGUAUGAAUCUACUAUACUUAACCCGUCUUUGAAUGACCAGAGAAAAGGCAUAGCAUUAAAAGCCUCCAAAGAACCGACAAUGAAUGACUCAAGCGAUGAUGAUGAAGUCAAGCUUGUCAUGAAGAAGUUUUGCAAACUUCUAAGAAAGAAAGAAAAGGUUGAGGAUGGCCCUGUGUGCCAUGGAUGUGGUGAAGUCGGGCACAUCAAGAACAAAUGCCCGAGAAACGGAAGGAACACUCGCAACUUCAAAAAGCAAAGAGCAUACAUCUCUUGGGGUAGCGACUCCGGCGACGAGUCAACCGACCAAGACGAGGAUGAAACUGCCAACCUCUGUCUCAUAGCACACGAAGACCAAACCGACAAUGAACAAGAGGCAUCCAAGAAGAAAGGCCCUACCGAGGCCACAACCUCUGCGCCUCAACCCUUUCCGUACCUGGAUGGAUCCUUCCUCGAAUUUGGCUCGGAGGAAGAACUCACGCGCUUCCUCAAUCACUUUGCCAAACGCCCGAUUUCUCCGCCCAGGGUGGUGCCCGAGCUAUACCCUCAACAAAAGGGGUACCACGACCUCGACAAUCAGCUUCAAGCGUCGGGUUUAUGGUCGUUCGUCUCCAGGAGUCGUCAGUCUUACAAUCCCGCCUUUGUCCGGGCCUUCUACUCCAAUCUCCGCCGUGACGGGGACACCAUCCGCAGCAGCAUCAAUCUCUACGACGUAGAGAUUGAUUUGCCUACCUUUGCACGGAUCACAGGGCUGCCCAUCCGCGGUGACGACAUCGCGACGUACGGUGGCGACGAUUGGAUCCUCAACAACGAGGCGAUCUUCAUUCGUGAGUUUGGGAUCACCAGCGAGCCGACGAUUCACUCAGCUCCACCGGACAAGCGCCUCCUCCUCUUCAUCAUCACUCGGAUUCUUCGCCCCCAGGACAGCAGCCAUACCUCGCUCUUCAACAAGGAUUUGAAGGCGAUUCAUGCAAUCAUCCACGGCGCCUCCAUCAAUUGGGCAAAAUUUGUCAUGAUACACAUGGCGGAUUGCGCCUCACUCGCCACCGAGCGGAGCUUGCCGUACGCCUUCCUCAUCAUGGACAUCAUCGUCUCCGCCGAUAUCCACAUCGUCGGGCCAGACACGAAGAUGACGAAGUCAAUCGAGCGGAUGGACUGGACGUUGCAAUGCCAACACCACGACAUGAUGGCAUACUUCCGUGGCAUCAACUACGUUCCGCCACCUUUCGACAGCACCAUUCUCAGCCAAAACUUUGAAGGCGAGGAUGAGGACGACGACUCCUACGCUCCGUCCUCCUCCCCCGACGAGGCCGACUUUGAAGAUGCGGUCGACAGCGAUCCCAUGGACGUCGAGGACGACGACGAGGACGCCGACACUGACUCCUAGAAUCUUCUUUCUUUUAAUAUGAUUGUAUUUUUUUAAUUAUUUUCAUUCCGUUGUAUUCCGCAUUUCCCUUUUAAUGAAUAAAAAUUAUUUUUAAAUCUUUUUGUUAAUGACAAAAGGGGGAAGAUAUAAAGGUUAUGCAUUAAU